Molecule: messenger RNA, 1898 nt
Organism: Wyeomyia smithii (pitcher-plant mosquito)
Lineage: Eukaryota; Metazoa; Arthropoda; Insecta; Diptera; Culicidae
Product: CLIP domain-containing serine protease B4-like
Exons: 5
Coding region: 768-1745 (325 amino acids)
Biological process (GO): proteolysis
Molecular function (GO): serine-type endopeptidase activity
Source: RefSeq, a predicted model, not a curated record
AACUUUGAGCACUUUUGGACACCGUUAAAUCAAGUCUGAUUGAGAUGAAAUUUCGAACAUUUUUGGACUAAUGAACAAAACGUUCAUGGUUGGUUCUUUAAAUUCGCUGAUGAAAUUUUUUCCAUACAUUCAAUGUCACCCUAAUGCAAGUAAUAAUUUUCGUCCAACUCGUCUGAUGUAGGGAGUAAUAAUAGACAGCAGCAAGAGAGCCGAUGUGUGAACGAACUAUUCAGAAAGCCAAAAAACAUUUUUAAAUUGCAAGGGUCAAAUUUUUAACGACUAAAGAUUGGCUCCAAUUAAAAGUUAGUGUCGUUAGUGGUUUAACGGAAUAGUGCCUAUUAAAUAAAACAAUUGUCCAAACUUGCAACUGAAACGGAAACGAUCUACCCGAACCAAAUCACAUAGAAACGUGGAAUGGCUCAUUCACGAUCGUUGAAGCCUGUUGACUUUUCAAACAAAUCAUUCAAAUGAUAAGAAAAAGACAAGCCGAAUGGGAGCUCCCCACGUUAUUUCAUUAGCGAUGUUUCAGAUGACGUAAAAGUAGAGAGCAGUAGAGUAGAGAGCAGUAGAGUAGAGAGCACAUUGAAUUUUCUUCAAAAGAGCAUCAUCAACCCAAACAAAACGUUCAUUCGAUUAAGAUUUGGAAUCCCGUUGGAUUGUGAUUUCCGCAGAUGACUAUUGAACUUCAGUGUCAGUGAUUAUGUGUAUGGCGUACCAUCUUUGUCAGUGUUCGCUGAGUGAUUUUACAGUAAGGAGCUGUGUUCGUGAUGGAGGGUUUUCUCUGUGCGAUCGUGUUUGCUGUCAAACUUAUGUAUAUUUCUUGUGCUAAUGAAACAUGCGUGACUACAGAAGGGUUAGAAGGAAACUGUAUCAAACUUAACAAAUGCAAUCAGUUGCUUUCACAAUCAGACGUGGUGAACGAAAUCCUCGACACGAGUAAAUGCGGUUUUGAAGCGGAUUAUUCUACCUUGGUAUGCUGUCCCAAAUGGCAGAACAAGGACAGAUGUGGACUUACAACAAAUCAGGUUGAUGGAUCAGUGGAUAACGUUACGUUUCCAUGGGUUGUGGAUGUAAUUUACAAAUUAAAACAGCGGUAUACUGCAUUUGAUUGUGCCGGUUCAUUAAUCAACAGUUGGUUUGUAUUAUCAGCAGCCCAUUGCGUAUUGAAAGUACCGUCGAGAUACAAACCGUUCAAAAUCAGAAUCAAUGGAAAACCUUUUCGCCAUGAACAUAUUAUCCAGAAAACUAUCGUUCAUCCCAACUACCUCACUGAUUAUUUAAACAUACACAACGAUAUUGCAUUGUUUAAGUUAAUGCAAGGAGUUCAAUUUAAUGAAUUUGCACAACCGGUUUGUCUACCAUCCAGCAUAGACAACAAUUCAAUGAUGUUACAACGUGAAAGUAUUCUUACAAUUUUUGCGGUUGGACCAAUAUCGGAUGGUACGACAAAACGUACUAAGCGUCUCAUCUCUAUGCCACUGAAAGAUCCCUCAGUGUGUAAUAACCUCUAUCAGCCUUUGGGCUUGCAACUUGAUGAUGCACAGUUAUGUGUUGGCGGUGAACCUAAGCAAGAUUCCUGUCGUGGUGAUUCAGGAGGCCCUUUGAUGAUGCAGCAGCAAGGGCACUGGUAUCAGAUUGGUAUUAUUAGCCUAGGGCCUGAACGGUGUGGUGGAAAGAUUCCUGGAAUCUAUGUCAACCUUCUAAAGUAUAUUAAUUGGAUCGAAGAAACACUUGAUGACAGCUAACAAUAAGACAGUAAUAUCGAAGCGUGUUGAAUUUUUGAGUGUAAGUAUUCUAAUGUAAAUAAUCAAAGAGACCUGUGCUCCCCCUCCGAUACUUGUAAAUUGCUAGCGUCUUGUAACGAACCCAAAACGAUAAAAAAUAUAUUUACGAGAAUA